GUGCGCUGCCGGCCCCGACUUUUGGCGCUCGUUAGCGUGCGCCGUGGCGCGAAUGAUUCAAUCACCGAGCGGCGCUCGUUGACGCUAUCAUCAGACUUUUUGAUUAGCAGAAAACGAUUUCUCUUCUUCUCCUCCUCCUCCUCCGCCCGCUUCUCUCUCUUCCUCAUCCCCCCUCGCCCGACCCCUGCCUAGUCUACAUGACCAUGGUAGGCUCCGCUCCGUCGCUCGUGCCUCCCAUAGAGCGUCCUCGGCCUCGCCGCCGCAGUCUGGCGUCCCACGCUCAGACCCAUCUUCGCCUCGCCUCGAUCACUUCAUCUUCUCCUGCCUCUAUCGAACGCGACCCCUCCACAGUACCGGCUGCUGAUCUUCGCGGCUACACAGCAGAGAUUGCUUCUUUGGCUCUUGAUGACGCUUUUGCGCCCGUGCCAGUGCCUCCCUUAUCAUCCUCUGGAGAGUCAACAUUAACCUUGUUGCUGCGCACCGCAAACGACCAUCCUCUUGCCGAUUCAGCAUCAACUUCCUCCGGCUCAUCGUCCUCUUCCCAGCCAGAUCCUCUUUCUCUUCACUCCGACAACACAUACAACGAUGACGAACCGGCCGAGGAUCAACCCUUGCUCAACGACUUAUCCCGCUAUGGCUCCGAGUUCGCUUUUUCUGAGCCCUCGGAGACCUCGUCUCGUCCAUCCUUGCUCAGCCGUAUUUCUUCCGCAUCCUUUCUUUCUCGACGUCGGUCUUCGCAAUACAGUCGAACCGUCUUUUUCAGCCGACCAAGACCGUUCAUUAAGUCGGCCUCUCUCUACCUCCGAGAUCACCGAUCUGAUUUGAUGCUCCCGUUCAAAUAUAUUCCCUCAGUUAUCCUUGGAGUUCUACUCAACGUCUUGGACGGUCUGUCAUAUGGAAUGAUCCUCUUCCCUCUUGGAGAGCCGUUAUUUUCUUCCCUUGGUCCUGAAGGUCUCUCGAUGUUUUACGUUUCUUGCAUCAUCUCCCAGCUCGUCUAUUCCGCCGGUGGCUCUGCCUUCAAAGGAGGCGUCGGUUCCGAGAUGAUCGAAGUCGUUCCUUUUUUCCAUUCAAUGGCCUACACCCUUCUUGCUCGGAUCGGAGAAGAUAAGCCUGAGUCAGUUCUAGCUACAACUGUACUUGCUUACGCGAUUUCGUCAGUUGUUACCGGUUGCGUCUUCUUCCUCCUUGGCUUUGCCCGUAUCGGAUCGCUCAUCGGUUUUUUUCCACGACAUAUCCUCGUGGGCUGCAUCGGAGGAGUCGGAUGGUUCCUGAUUGCCACGGGCCUAGAAGUUUCUUCCCGUAUGGACGGCAGUAUGGUUUACGAUUUGGAGACGCUGGAAUUUCUCUUUCACCCAAUGACAUUUUUAAAGUGGGCUGUUCCUCUGGCUCUUGCAUUUAUUCUUCUCGCCUUGGAGCAUUUGAUCAAGCACCCUCUUUUGGUGCCAACCUACUUUAUCGUUGUCUUUGUGGGAUUCCACGUUCUUGUAUCGUUUAUUCCUGGGAUCUCCCUACAGGCUUUGCGCGAUCUGGGUUGGGUCUUUGUUAGCCCCGAAGCAAGCAUGCCAUGGUACAGUUUCUACGGCCUUUACAAAUUCUCUGCUGUUGACUGGCCCGCGUUGUUUUCCACGAUCCCUGCAAUGUUUGCUUUGACGUUCUUUGGUAUUCUACAUGUUCCGAUCAACGUGCCAGCUCUUGCUGUCUCGGUCGACGAGGAUAAGGUUGACGUCGAUCGAGAACUUAUUGCUCACGGCAUCUCUAAUGCUCUCUCCGGAUUGUGUGGAAGCAUUCAAAAUUACCUUGUUUAUACAAACAGUCUGCUGUUCAUCCGAAGCGGGGCCGACAGUCGAAUUGCUGGAUUUAUGCUUGCUAUAGCAACCUCUGGAGUGAUGCUUGCUGGUCCACGUGUGAUAGGCAUAAUUCCUGUCAUGGUUGUUGGAGCACUGAUCUUUCUCUUGGGAAUCGAAUUACUGCGCGAAGCUCUAUAUGACACCUGGGGGCGCGUCAAUCGGUUCGAGUACUUCGUUAUUGUUGCAAUCAUAGUCUCUAUGGGUGCUUGGGAUUUUGUUUAUGGUAUCAUCAUUGGCAUAAUCCUAGCCUGUGGGUCCUUCGUUGUUGAGUCUUCUCGCAAGUCAGCUAUUAAAGCGACCUACUCCGGUACGGUUGCUAGAUCUACUGUAAGGCGUCAUCCAUUCCAGCAGCGUUUCCUCAAGGAAGUUGGUGAUGAGAUUUUUGUUGUGAAGCUCUCAGGAUUUCUUUUCUUCGGAACAAUCGUUUCUGUCGAAAGCAAAAUCCGCGAUCUCCUCGAGAAUCCUCACAAUGAACAAUUCCGAAGAAUCAAAUACCUUGUCAUCGACUUCAAGGAAGUGCGAGGCGUCGACUUUUCAGCAGCAGAGGCCUUCACUCGGAUGCACCGACUUCUAGAAUCGCGGAAAAUUGAGCUCACGAUGUGUGCUUUGUCUGAUGACGUUUCUCGAGGGCUGCAAGCCGUUGGACUUUGGGAAAAUUCCGAUCCGGAUAACGAUAUCCAUAUUUUCGCUGAUCUAAACUCUGCACUCGAAUGGUCGGAAAACCAGCUCCUUGCGGUAUAUUAUCAUGUCAGGGAUCAACAAAAACUGGCAGCUAUGCACAAGAAUGGCAAACGAUUCGAAAGCACUGUCACGCACUCUGAAAUGCCUAUUGAGGGAACUACGAUAAUUCAGAUGAAGGCAAACGCGCUUAUUUCUGAUAACAUGUUCAGCAUGUCUUCUCCGCGUCAAACGCUAGUUCACAGGGCCAGUUCGAGUGCUAUGCUCGCAGACCCCACUUUUGCUUACCACAUUUCGCCUGAUCAUGUCUCCCAUGAAGGAACUGCGGCAACCUCAGGAAGCCAGAGCUUGCUGCAGACCAACGAACAGGAGAUCAAUCAGCCGCUCACUCUAUUUUUACAAAUCAUCGCUGACUUCUCUACUCAGCCAUCUUCAUUCUGGGCCCCGGUCAUGACAUACUUCAAGAGAGAAGAACACAAAGCCGGGUCCUAUCUUUUUCACAAGGAUGAUGAUGCUGAUGGAUUUUACUUGGUAGAGAAGGGAAUUCUCAAGGCAGAGUACAAUCUUGAUCAGGGCAAAUUUUAUGAAGCGAUUGUUGCAGGAACUACAGCAGGAGAGCUGCCAUUCUUCUCUGAGACCAAGCGUUCUGCUAGCAUGAUGGUCGAACGUGAUGCUGUUGUCUGGAGGCUUACUGCUGAAUCUUGGCUGAAGUUUCUGAACGAGGCCAAUAACGAUCAUGAAGCGGCGAAUCGGCGGCAGGUAGCCUUGGAGCUAUACAAAAUUGCGAUGAAAUUAACUGCAGAAAGAUUCAGCGCUAUUACAUCAUAUGUACUAACCUCGGCUGGCUAGUCUACAUCUUCCCUCAUUUAUGCUAAAGCAGUUCAGUUUUGCAGAUUGUUUUCAUAUUCCCUAAAAUAUUUUGUUCUUAUGUUUUUUUGAUUUUUUGAUUCAUCAGUAUAUAUGUUCCAGAGGUCGGGGUUUGUCUUCGCUUUUCACUUUUACUGCUUCAACUAUUUCUGAGGUUUUGGGAGAUUCAUUUUGCAUUGUAGAGAAUACAUUGAAAGUUGGUGUGAAUAUGUAUUCGGUGUUGAUAACACAACAUAGAUGAGAUCACAAAAUAA
Myxozyma melibiosi is the source of this 3646-nucleotide messenger RNA. Its product is annotated as sulfate transporter family-domain-containing protein. The record is from RefSeq and is a predicted model, not a curated record. NCBI's taxonomy places the organism in Eukaryota, Fungi, Ascomycota, Lipomycetes, Lipomycetales, Lipomycetaceae. The coding region runs from base 198 to 3374 and encodes 1058 amino acids. Gene Ontology annotation, cellular component: membrane. The transcript has 2 exons.